Messenger RNA from Ruditapes philippinarum (Manila clam), 1676 nucleotides. RefSeq lists its product as uncharacterized. The transcript is spliced from 10 exons. Lineage: Eukaryota; Metazoa; Mollusca; Bivalvia; Venerida; Veneridae. The record is from RefSeq and is a predicted model, not a curated record. Gene Ontology annotation, biological process: monoatomic anion transport; transmembrane transport. The coding region runs from base 15 to 1586 and encodes 523 amino acids. Gene Ontology annotation, molecular function: transmembrane transporter activity.
UGGACCUGGCCUUUAUGGGAGUAUGGUUAGGUUUAAUGUCCUUCAUGCUGAACUCAAGUAUGAAUCUUGCGAUCGUGUGCAUGGUAAAAUCAAACAGUGACGUCAUACUACUCGAAGACACCAUUAUAACAAGUAACACAACGUCCUCUUUCAAAAGAAACCCAAAUGAAACAACGGAAAAGAUAUUACAAAAGCAUAACAUUUCAGCUAAAUAUCAGGUUAUUGAAAACAAUCUGACCUUGACAUUAGAAUCAGCCGGGUCAUGUGAUAAAAUUUCAAAGUCAAGUUCAUUAUACCAAGAACAAGCAGAAUUUACUUGGAGCAAGAAAACACAGUCUCUGGUUUUAUCCAGCUUUUAUUAUGGAUAUCUCUUGAUUCAAAUCCCAGCUGGAUGGCUUGUGUCGAGAUUUGGCGGGAAGCACGUGGUUUGCAUCACUAUGAUACUGUCGUCUGCGAUAACAUUAGUUAUGCCAACAUUUGCAAGAACCAGUGUUUAUCUGGUUGUUGCUGCAAGAGCGGUGCUUGGAUUGUGUUUGGGAUCAGUGGCUCCAAGUAUUUACGGGUUAGUUGGAACCUGGGCUCUUCAAACAGAAAGAAGUCGGUUUCUUGGAAUGUGUUGGUUUGGACAGAACCUUGGAGCUAUCAUAGGUUAUUCGACCUCCGGACUUCUUUGUGUUUACGGCUUUGACAACGGAUGGGCAUCCAUAUUUUAUAUACAAGGUGCUGUAACGUUGGUAUUUGUUUGCUGUUGGUGGUAUGUGAUAUAUAACACGCCAAAAGAGCACCCGAGAAUAUCGGCUGAAGAAAGAAAUCUAAUCUUAAAACACAUUUCACAAGACCAAAACACUGUUAACAGGAAAAAUAAAAUCAAAGUACCAUGGAAAAAUAUAUGCAGCUACCUACCCGUGCAUAUAGUGUUUUUAUGUCACUUGUGUGAUACAUGGACUUUCUAUCUUCUUGUCACGUGUCUUCCAUUGUUUCUUAAAGAAGUGCUCAAAUUUGAUAUAGAAAGCAAUGGACUUUUCUCUUGCUUACCCUACCUUAGUUACAUGAUUGGAAUAGCGGUUGCUGGAGUAGGAGCAGAUCUCGCCCGCUCGUGGAAAAAUACUUCAAUUACUACAAUAAGAAAGGUCUUUCAAAUUACAAGUUAUAUGGGCAUUGCGGUAUUUAUUUUUAUCCCGGGAUAUUUGACAUGUGAAUAUAGAUAUGUGGCGAUCACGUGCAUUUGUCUAUGCACGUUCUUCGAAGCAAUCGGAAUAUCAGGAGGACACCUUCCAAAUAUAAUAGACAUUGCUCCAAGGUAUUCGUCUCUUAUAUUCUCUGUAUCAAACACUAUUGCAACAAUUCCUGGGAUAAUCGCACCUAUUGCGGUUGGAGAAAUUACUAAAUCUGGUUCUAGUGAAGAAUGGAGGAUAGUAUUUUAUAUAGCCUCGGGUGUCGCCGUGUUUGCAGCAAUAAUGUACGGUAUAUUUGGAAACAGCGAACUGGCACCUUGGGCGAGAGGGGCAGAGGUUGAUUUUCAAAUAGAAGUCGAACUGUCAAAGGAAGCGCUAACCAAUGGCUUGGAUGUGACAAAAAUAGGAUAAUUUUUAUUUUUACAAAAAUUGUAUAUGUUUAAAUGAACGCUAUUUAUGUAUAAGGUAUUAAUGUUACAAUAAAAUUGAUAUUAAAACAAA